AUGGACCGACCAGCCGGUGGCAUAUUACAACGCGCGGAGAUCGCGACUCCCGCGAGGGGGAUAGACUACAAGGGGUUCGUAGAGCAGGAGUUUCACUACCUGGGCGACCUCGCCACGGUAGGCCGCAGCAAGCAACACCGAAAGGCUGGCCGGCGGUGGUUCGACAUAUACCAGGAGGAGGACCACCCUGAAAUCUUCAACUUUGAGGACAGCCCAAUGCUGCCGCUCGAGCCCUUCCCGCUGGAGCUCGUCUACAGGCACGACCUCGAAGGCGUCGACCUGACCGCCUGGGAAGAAGAGCACAACAACACCCUCCCCGAUCUGAAACCGAUCUACAUCGACGUGAACCACCACCCGCUCGCCAGCGAAUGGUCUUGCUUCGCUAAGGAGGAACAUAUCGAUAAAGACCAUGUGCCGCACAUUCGGCUGGCAAGAUACGGACACGAGCUCUUCUUGGAAAGCCACGUUGAAGACAUGGAGAACAAGCCCAGGCUGCUUACCGAAUGCUGGCAGAAGUAUCUGUACUGGCUGCGCAUGUCGCUGAUGAGAGUCGAGAGGUUGCCAGCGCCCGGGCAGAUUCUGACAACGGCCGAGGGCUUCACAGUAGAGCGCGAUUUCCUGGACACGUGGGCAUGGAGGCGAGGGAAAUCAUACAAGGAUGUUUACCAAGAGGUCAUAGACGGGAAUAUGUUUCCCGAGUACUGGGACAGAGCCUUGUAUGAGGUUUUCACGUACUGGGUGCAAUUCAAGCGAGUGAAGGCCGGCUAUCGUUAUCUCAUCGACAAAUGGAUGAGUUGGCACUCGAACUUAAUCCAUUACCGAAGUUCAAUGACAUGGCAGAUCUUAUCGGGAACCAUUGUUUCUGGGGUGGUUGGGGGAUUGAUUGAUCAUCAAUUGGGACCCCCCUGGAGUACGACGAGAUGCUAUAUAUGA
Molecule: messenger RNA, 933 nt
Organism: Podospora anserina S mat+
Lineage: Eukaryota; Fungi; Ascomycota; Sordariomycetes; Sordariales; Podosporaceae
Exons: 2
Coding region: 1-933 (310 amino acids)
Source: RefSeq, a predicted model, not a curated record